This is a messenger RNA of Castor canadensis (American beaver), 7127 nucleotides long. RefSeq names its product MIA SH3 domain ER export factor 3 (gene Mia3). Lineage: Eukaryota; Metazoa; Chordata; Mammalia; Rodentia; Castoridae. The record is from RefSeq and is a predicted model, not a curated record. Gene Ontology annotation, cellular component: endoplasmic reticulum exit site; endoplasmic reticulum membrane. Gene Ontology annotation, molecular function: protein binding. Gene Ontology annotation, biological process: endoplasmic reticulum to Golgi vesicle-mediated transport; vesicle cargo loading; protein secretion.
ACAACAUGGCUGCGGCGCCGGUGCUGUUCGUCUGGCUGCUAGUUCUCUGGCUGCCCUGGGGCGUGCCGAGCCCGCCAGACCCCAGCACCAAAAGGCGCUUCUCCGAGCAGAAAAUCUGCGCGGACGAAGAAUGCAGCCUACUAAUGUACCGGGGUGAAGCUCUCGAAGAUUUCACAGGCCCGGAUUGCCGUUUUGUGAAUUUUAAAAAAGGUGACCCUGUGUAUGUCUAUUAUAAACUGACAGGGGGAUCACCUCAAGUUUGGGCAGGAAGUGUUGGACGUAUCUUUGGAUAUUUCCCAAAGGAUUUAAUCAAGGUACUCCAUGAAUACACUAAAGAAGAACUUCAAGUCCCUACAGAUGAAACAGAUUUUGUCUGUUUUGAUGGUGGAAGAGAUGAAUUUAAUAAUUACAACGUAAAAGAACUUUUAGGGUUUUUGAAAUUGUAUGAUUCCGCAACUGACCAUUCUGACAAAGGUAUAGAAAAAGUUUCUCAGGGUGUAGAAAAACCUCCUGACAUAUCUGAGGAAAGUGAACCUGAACCUGAGUUAGGAGAUGCCAACUCAGAGGAAAGAGAAAGUGCUUUCUUAGAAAGCACUAAAGAACUAGAGGAGCAGUAUUUGGCUCUGAAGAGCCAAUUCCAUGAAAGCACUCAAGCAGAUAAUGCUCAAGAAGAGUAUUAUGCAUUUGAUCCUUUUGAAGAAAUGUUGCAAGAUAAAUUACAGGUGCCAGAAAGUGAAAACAAAACCAGCAAUAUUUCUCAGGUUUCAAAUGGACAGAAGAUUGACACAUACAAACUUUUGAAGACAGAAAUGACUCUAGACUUGGAAACAAAAUUUGGCUCAACAGCUGAUGCACUCGUUUCUGACGAUGAGACAACCAAACUGGUUACUUCGUUAGAAGAUGAUUUUGAGGAGGACUUGGAUCCUCAGUAUUAUGUGGUAGAAAAUGAAAAAGAGGAGAAUACAGACAACUCUGAUGAAUUAUCAUUAUUAACAUUUAUGGAUGGAGAAAAUGUGAAAACACCAAUGAAGUAUGGAAUAGAGAAACAGUCAACAGAUAAAGAGCAAAAUUCAGAUGAAGGGGAUACAGUUGAGGUGACUCUACCCCCUGAAAUAAAAAAUGAUGAUAAAAAUAUACUGACAACUUUGGAGGAUACUUUCUUCUCUGUUGUCACAGGAAGUGAUGAAAAAGCAGGUAUGAUGAAUUCAGAGAUUUCUAAUUCAGAGAAAGAAAAGGAGGAUGACGAUGUAUUAGUCCCAGAUAGCAAACAGGGGAGACCACAAUUGGCAAUGGGUUACGUUGACCCUGAGAAUGCUGAAGAUGGUCUUUCUGUGGAUGUCUCUAAAACAAAUGAUGACUUCGAAAUGGACACAGAAGUUGACAUUAAAGGAAAAGGGGAGGACAUUCAGGAGUCCAAGCAAGGCUUGGUGCAGGAUGAGUCAGAAUUAGUGGGUGUAAAGCUAGAAGGUGCUGCACACAGUUCUCCUCAAAAUAACAAGCUCAUCUUGCCAGCUGCUAAAAAGGAAAAACACACAUUAAAAGCAGCAUCCAAAAACAAAGAAAAUGACCUAAAAGAAGCAAUUAUUCAUAUCUCAAAAGAAACACUUCAUGAAGAAAAAUCUGGAGAGCAGCUUUUGGACAAUAGCUCAGAGAGUAAAUCUCUACAUAAAGGUAUGAGGAGUCAGAUGACUGAAGAAAAGAAUAACCAGGAAACUUUGGGUGUCACACCACUCUUGAGAGAGAAUAAUGCAUCCAAAGAUAGGACAGAGGAGGUAGGUGUUUCAGUAAGUGGACCAAAAGCGCAUAUACAUUCAAUGGAGAAUCAACAUCAUGUAUUUAAAGUGAAACAAGAUCUUAAAACUCAAAAUCAACCAAGAUUCUCCUCUUCAGGGGACGUUGGUUUGUCAAGAAAACUGGAAGAAAAGGUCCCUGUCCUGGGAAGAAAUAUUUCUUGGCAGCAAGAAAGUGACGUAGCUGUCACAGUCAAUAAGCAGGUAAAUGAGAAGAUAGGACUCUCUGAAGAAGAGGGCACAGAGAAUCCUGCAGAUGCACAGUUGGCUUAUCACCAAGCAACACAGGGGACACAGGAAGUAGAAAAAACUGAGCAGUCAGACAGCAUGGAAGUAUCACAUUUUCAUACUGAAAAACCAGAAGCAGAUGAGGACGAUUAUCCGUCUGAAGAGCUCCUGGAGGAUGAAAAUGCUCUCAGUGCAGAACGGUUUAAAGAAACACAUCUAGGUAUUCAGAAUAAGAGGUCAGAUGUUAAUCUGCAAGUUUCUGAAGAAGUAAUUUCAGUGACCGUUAAACCUGAACCAGAAACUGAAAGAAAAAAACAGGAAACUAAUAUGAUUGUGGAGAUUGAAAAAACAAGUGACACUACAUCCAAAGGGGCAGACAGGAUGGGCAGAGAAUCAGAUAAUGUAGUAGUGGGCAGAAAGGAAAGCCCUUUGGCAGAUGAGAAAGCCCAGAGACCAUCUGAAGUAAGUGUCUUUCCUGACAAGAAAAUAGUUCAGACUCCAAAGUUAGGUGAAGUAUUUCAGCAUAAAGAUCCUGAUGAUCUGGAAAAAGAUAGCCAUGAGGAACAUCUGAAUACCUCAGGACUUGUGAAAAAGCCUGGGGAAGAAGAAAUCUCAAAUGAGGACCCUGAGGGCAUAGAGAAACUCAUGGGCACAGACAGCCAGGGCCCUGCUCCAGAAGAUCCUGAAGAUGACUUACUGCACUGGAGCCCACCUAUAGCUCUGGAGCCAGAGCUCAGUGGGCUCAGAGAGGACUUACCUAUUAUAUGUAGCUUCUUCAAAGAACAGCAUUCCCUGCAGCGGUUCCUGAAGUACUUUGAUGUCCAUGAACUGGAAGCAAUGCUACACGAAAUGUCAUUAAAGUUGAAGUCCGCACAACAGGAAAGCCUGCCCUACAACGUGGAAAAAGUCCUAGAUAAGGUCUUCCGUGCCUCCGAGUCACAAAUUCUUAGUGUGGCAGAGAAAAUGCUUGACACUCGAGUGACUCAAAGUAAAGAUCCGGGAGUGAAGGAGAAUAGCAUAUCUGAAGAGGUUGCAGUGCUAGACGAUAUUCAAGACCUGAUCUACUUUGUCAGGUACAAGCACUCCAUGGUGGAGGAAACUGCCCCACUGAUCACAGCCCCCCCACCAGAGGAAAGAUGGGCUGGAGCAAUGGAAGAGGUGCAGCUACCACAAGAAGAUAAUUUCCAACAAGAGAACACAGAUCUCAAUAUACAGCCACCUGAAGAGCCUGAUCUUUUGGAUCAACCCGUGACUGGGAACAUGGAUUUCUCAGAAGUAUCCCAGAAGCUGAAUACUGAGAAAGAAAUAGACCCAGGGCUAUUUGCAACUGAAGAUAAUCCUGUUGAUGAGCAACCAGAGAUACGUAUGGAAAAGCCAGCAAGUGCGUCACCUUCGGAAAACACAACCUUUUUAGUACAUUCAUUUGUUCUUUACCUAACUGAGAAGCUGGUUGCUACAUUGCCUGAACAUGUUCAACCUGGUCCUGAUUUUUAUGGACUACCAUGGAAACCUGUAAUUCUCACUAUCUUUUUGGGAAUGGCUUCAUUUUACCUUUUCUUCUGGAGAGUUUUUGUUUUUAUAAAGGAUAAAUUAUAUGAAGUCAGUGAACUGCACAUUUACGAAAAGAUGAAGAUUUUCAGGACAGAAAAUUCUUCACUUAAGCAAAAAUUGUCAAAUUAUGACCAGGAGAGGAAGAAUUCAAAUAAACAUGUUCAAGAAACCAAGAAACAAAAUACAAUUCUCCAUGAUGAAACAAUUAAAUAUAAGGAUAAAGUGAAGGAACUUGAAGAAACCAAUAGAAUCCUGAGGGAGAAAGCUAAAAGUCUCCAUAUUAUGUUAGAAUCACAGAGAGAACAGAAUAUCAAAACUCAAGACAUGAUAAUGAAAAAAGAUAGAUUCCUAGAGAAAUUAAAAGAUGCUAUUUCCACAAAUACCUCAGAAUUUUCCAAGGUUCAAAUUGCCCUUAAUGAAGCUAAGCUUAGUGAAGAGAAGGUAAAGUCUGAAUAUCAUCGAGUUCAAGACGAAAAUGCUAAGCUUAAGAAGAAGAAAGAUGAGUUGGAGCAGCACAUUACAGAAUUGAGGAAAUCACAUGUUGGUCUCAGUGAACAAAUCAAAUCAUUUGAGAAGUCUCAGAAUGAUUUAAAAAUAACUGUUACUCACAAAGAUGAUAAUAUUAAGAAUUUGACUAACUGUCUUAUACAGUUGAAUCAAUUAGAGAAUGAAUAUGAGGACCAAAAAGAAAAUAAAUCAGAUGAAUUCGCCAAUGGAGAACUGUGUGGUGACCGGAAUGAGAAGAUAAAAAAUCAGAUUAAGCAGAUGAUGGAUGUCUCUCGGACACAAACUGCAAUGUCAGCAAUUGAAGAGGAUCUAAAAGUUGUACAACAAAAGCUAGGAGACUCGUUGUCCACUAAAUGUGACCUGCAAGAUCAAAUAAAGAAAUUAGAAGAUGAUUAUAAUACUCUCAAAUCCUCUAAAGAUGGACUGGAAGAUAAGUGCAAAACUCUAAAGCAGAAAGUAGAGAUUCUGAACGAACUCUACCAGCAAAAGGAGAUGGCUCUGCAAAAGAAACUAAGUCAAGAAGAAUAUGACAGACGAGAAAAAGAGAACCAGCUGUUGGCUGCAGAUGAAAAAAUGGUCGUGGCUACAGAAGAAGUAAAAACCUACAAGCGAAGAAUUGAAGAAAUUGAAGAAGAAUUAGAGAAAACAGAACGCUCAUUUAAAAACCAGAUUGUUUCUCAUGAGAAGAAGGCUCAUGAUAACUGGAUUAAAGCUCGUGCUGCAGAAAGAGCUAUACUUGAAGAGAAAAGGGAAGCCGCUAACUUGAGACAUAAAUUACUGGAGAUAUCUCAAAAGAUGGCAGUGCGCCAAGAUGAACCUGUGAUUGUAAAACCAAUGCCAAGAUCACGGAAACCGCCACGGAGAGCUCGAAUGAACCAAAAUGGCUCUUUUGACCCAUCACCUGUGAGUGGUGGCGAAUGCUCCCCUCCGUCAGCAGAGCCAUCAGGAAGAGCUCGCUCUGCCACUUUUACAGGAAAAGAUAUGCCUACAAGUGAGUUUAACCCAGGAUCUGAUUCAGCUCCCAUGAUGAACAACAGCUCCAGAAGCUCUACCCCAUCUAAGGUGGUGGAUGAGGGAAAGGUUAAUAUGGCUCCAAAAGUGCCCCCUCCAUUCCCAGGGGUACCUCUUAUGGGCUCUCCCGUGGGAGGCCCUCUACCACCAUCCAUCCGAUAUGGACCACCUCCUCAGCUCUGUGGGCCUUUUGGGCCUCGGCCACUCCCUCCACCAUUUGUUCCUGGGAUGCGUCCACCACUAAGCUUGAGAGAAUAUGCACCAGGUGUCCCACCUGGAAAACGGGACCUGCCUCUUGACCCUCGAGAUUUUUUACAAGGACACACACCAUUUAGACCUUUAGUCUCUCUUGGUCCAAGAGAGUAUUUUAUUACUGGUGCACGAUUACCACCUCCAACCCAUGGCCCCCAGGAUUAUCUGCCACAGCCUGCUGCAAGAGAAUCACUACCUUCAGGCUCCAGAGAUAAGACACCACCUAUUUCUCAAAGUAAUAUUCAGGACUGUUCACAGGCUUUAAAACAGAGCCCGUAACUAUGACCUCUGACAGUAAGUCAGAGAAAGUGAACUGUGUACUAUUCAUUACCUAUUUCCCAAAGUAAUAUUCAGGACUGUUCACAGGCUUUAAAACGGAGCCUGUAACUAUGACUUCUGACAUUAAGUCAGAGAAAGUGAACUGUGUACUAUUCAUUACCUAUUUCUCAAAGUAAUAUUCAGGACUGUUCACAGGCUUUAAAACGGAGCCUGUAACUAUGACCUCUUGACAUUAAGUCAGAGAAUGUGACGAUAAAAAGACUUCAUUAGCUUCAAAAAAAAAAAGUCAUUAUGAUGAAAAGACUUCAUUAGCUUCAAAAUCCAAAAACUUAUUUUAAAAGGUUAGUUUUUAGAACUAAGCUGCCUUCGCAGUGUGCACUUUUUGAGCCAAAAAUUUUCUUCUCUAAAUAAAAAUUACUUAAGCUAGAACAUCCUUCCAACUUUGAAACGUGCAAUAAAGAUUAUACCUGUGUUUUAGUUAAUGUAGCAUAUGUAAUUGCUGAAUGAUUUAGAAUGUUAUAAAAAUAUGAACAUUUCCUGUGGAAAUGCUUUAAGAACAUGUAUUUCCAUUAUCCAGUUUUUGUGUAUACUGAUUGCAUACAGAAAAAUGGUGUUUACAAGCUUGAUCUUGUUUUUCCCUCCAGUAACUGAUUACAAAGACUGUUACGCUAAAAAUGUUUACUCAAAGAUUAUAAACUUCAUCUCCCAUGUUGAAGUUCCAUGCAGUAAUAGUUCAUAAAUAAAAAUUGUUUAUUAAUAUUUCCCAAGUGUCUGUUGAUUCAUUGGAUUGUCAUGAAAUGUGUGCCAUUUAAGAAACAUGUAAACUCAGGCUCCCAGAACUGAAGAUGGUGACUUGGUAGCACGCUCCUUAUUGCUCACUGCUAAGGAGGUUCAACCUCAAAGUCACCUGUGAACGUUACAAGGAAUUUUUCCUUUUGUUUCAAAGAUGUCAGUGGUCUCCCACUUGCUCAGCAUUCAUGUGCUUUCUUAUGACCCACACUGCCUAUUUCAGGAUGGUUUUCUGAGUAUGAGUUUACAUUAGUGGCAAGAAUUGUUUGGCAUGACUGCAUUAAGUGUUUAAUAGCAAAAUGAAAAUGAUAUGUUGUAACUCCAAAAGUAAGGGAAUUUCUUUUUAAAAAUGUAAAUAGUCCAUGCUGUUUCCCAUACCCUGCCACUGAUUUUCAAGGAAUAUACCAAAAAAAAUCCAAAAUCCAUGAGAAAGAAUGAGUGAGAACCACAAGGCUUAUAUAACAAGUCAACAGCUAUGUGCUAAACUCAAUUCUUUUUUUGAUAGCUACUAUUCCAAAAUUAAUAUUUGAACAUUGGUGCUUUUAUUUAAAAAUCAGUUAAGUAUAAGAAUCUGGAAUGGCACCACACUUAAAGACUUCUACCCAUUACUAUACUGUAUCUUUAAAACAAGGUUUCUAAAAACUAGCGCUUGGGCUGAGGGCAUAGCUCAGGGGAUUGAGCACUACGUACCAAGCAUGAGGCCCUGAGUUCAAACCCCAG